This is a messenger RNA of Chenopodium quinoa (quinoa), 1665 nucleotides long. Its product is annotated as 3-hydroxyisobutyryl-CoA hydrolase-like protein 5. The transcript is spliced from 16 exons. Gene Ontology annotation, biological process: L-valine catabolic process. Lineage: Eukaryota; Viridiplantae; Streptophyta; Magnoliopsida; Caryophyllales; Amaranthaceae. Gene Ontology annotation, molecular function: 3-hydroxyisobutyryl-CoA hydrolase activity. Bases 183 to 1334 code for a protein of 383 amino acids. The record is from RefSeq and is a predicted model, not a curated record.
CUUGUAUUCUAUUAAUUUUUAUUACAGGUCGCUGACAAAGUGACAACUUCUCUACCUACUUCUAUCAUUUGCUCUAUUUAAGAAUUUCCCCUUUUUUUUUAUACUAACAACCAGCCAACUGUAUACUUUACCAUCUGAUUUCUUUCACUGCAAGAAGGUUCACUGUUGAAUUAUAAUCAAAGAUGGCAAACUCAGAAGGACCAGUGGUUAUUGGAGAGGAAGCAGGGAAAGUGAGAUUGGUUACACUCAACCGGCCUCGCCAUCUCAACGUGAUCUCGCCAGAAACGGUGUCUCUAUUGGCAGGAUAUUUGGAGAAUUGGGAGAAAGAUGACAAUGUUGAGCUUAUAUUGAUCAAGGGAGUAGGCCGUGCAUUUUCAGCUGGAGGAGAUUUACGGGUUUUCUAUGAGGGAAAGAAAUCAAAGGACUCCUGCCUCGAAGUAGUUUACAGGAUGUAUUGGCUGUGCUAUCACAUCCACACCUACAAGAAAACUCAGGUUGCUCUAGUUAAUGGUAUUACCAUGGGUGGAGGUGCAUCAUUGAUGGUUCCAAUGAAAUUUUCUGUUGUAACUGAGAAAACGGUUUUUGCCACUCCUGAAGCUGCUAUUGGGUUUCACACUGACUGUGGCUUCUCAUACAUACAUUCUCGAUUGCCUGGUUACUUGGGGGAGUUCUUGGCUUUAACUGGUACAAGAUUAAAUGGCCAGGAAUUGGUUGCAGCUGGACUGGCUACUCAUUAUGUGCCUUCAGAGAAAUUACCUGAGCUGGAGAAACAGUUGAUUAGCUUGAAUAAGGGUGACAAGGAUGCUGUCAAGUCUUUAAUUGAAGAAUUCUCUUCUGAGGUUCAGCUUGAUGCAAGAAGCAUUUUGAACAAGCAGUCAAUAAUUGACGAAUUCUUUUCUAAGAAUUCAGUGGAAGAGAUUAUACAAUCAUUUGAAGCUGAGUCAUUGAAAGAAGGAAAUGGAUGGAUUGGCCCAGUUCUUAAAGGGUUGAAAAGAUCAUCUCCUACUGGAUUAAAAAUCACACUGAGAUCGGUGCGUGAAGGAAGGAAACAAACCUUGGCCGAAUGCCUCAAAAGAGAGUUUAGACUCACAAUAAACAUUUUAAGAAGCUGUAUAUCAGGCGAUGUGUAUGAAGGCAUCAGAGCACUCACCAUUGACAAAGAUAAUGCUCCAAAGUGGGACCCACCAAGCCUCGAUAAAGUACAAGAUAAGGACUUGGACACAGUGUUCCAGCCAUAUGAAGCUCAUCUGGAACUUCAAGUUCCAGAAACCGAAGAAUGCAGGUGGGAUGGAAAGUAUGAGCACUCAACUUACGCAACAUCUAAAGUAAAUUAGAAGGUUCCUCAGACUUCAGUAUAUGUGUUUGAACUGUUAUCGAAUAAUCUUGUGGCUAAUUAUUUACAGAUGAAAUUUGUACCAAACAUUUUCUCUCAAGUAAUCAAGUAUUAUUAAAUAAUUGUGUUUGAUGCGGAAAGCUUUGCUUUAUAAUUAUUUGUAUGUAAAUGUGAGGUGCCACGGAGAAAGUAGAAGCAAGUCAAGCAACGUAUCUUCGGUGUGUGGAUCUAUGAACGGAAUUUGACAGUGUACUUGAAUAUGUGUUUAGACAAGAUUUCAAGCUGUAUUACUUGACUAAUAACAUGAGUUGUUCUGUUGGUUUGAUGAUGCA